UUAAUAACAGCCAGGUGAUCCAAGUGGCACAUCAGCGACACCCUGUGUUCAAUGCCGGCUACUGCAUCCUGAGCUGCGACAUUCGAGGGCUCCCGGACAGAAUAGGACGCUUCAGUUAAAACGCUUCGCGGCGAUGAACAAGAGCAACCGGCGACCUAUAAGCAUAAGCGCGUACCGUAUAACACUCUCAACUUGCUGUCUCCCGAAUGUGGGGUUGCACUUGUCCUUUGUUCAGUUAGACUUUCUGACGGCGCUCGUCGGCGGAGUUGUCACUUUUACAAAGGCGCACCCGAACGCACCAGUGGGCUCGCUCAUUUCCAAAAUGGCGGACACGACGACGUCGCCGGAGGACCACAGGAAGCACGCAGACGUGGCUUUCGGCGACGCCGUUUUUGACCCCGGUUUCUUUAGUGUCGGCGGGAAGGGGACAGCCGGGUCGCGGGCCAACAGCAUUGGCUCAAGAAGCGCCUCUUCGGUACCAAAUACAGAUGACGAGGACAGCGACUGCCGCCACGAGACGUCCGACAAGAACUUGUACAAAGAUCGGCGGAGGCAAGCGCACACGCAGGCCGAGCAGAAGCGACGCGACACAAUCAAGAAAGGCUUUGAUGACCUGCAAGUGGUGGUGCCCACCUUCCUGGAGUCUGAAUCUGUGCUGGGGGGGCAGAAGGUAGCCAAGGCUGUCAUCCUGCAGAAGACCAUUGAAUACAUCAAUUUUCUUAACAAAGAGAAGAGGAAGCAGGAGGAGGAGGUUUCCCGUCUGAGAAAAGAAGUGACUGCGCUGAAGAUCAUGAAAACGAACUACGAGCAGAUCGUAGAGGCAAACCAGAACCACCCACUGCAGGACGACAACCAGGUGUCGGACCAGAUCAAGUUUGACAUCUUUCAGAGCAUCAUGGACUCCCUCUUCGACUCUUUCAGCAACUCCGUCUCGGUCAACAGCUUCCAGGAGCUUUCGGCCAGCUUGAUCAACUGGAUCGAGGAAUACUGCAAGCCGCUGAUGCUGAAGAAUUUCGUGGUCGGGGUCUUGCGACAGCUCAACUGUCAGGUCUACUGACGCUAGUUCCACCGCCACGGGAUGGUCUGACGUGGUAAUGGUACAUCGUGCAUGUCUAUAAGUGUGCAUUUCAGCCACUUUUGUCUGAUUUCGACAUUUUAAAAAUGGUGUUUACAAUUCUAAUGAUCUGUUGGAGGCGUUCGAUAGUUUUAAGAGUGUAUCGUGAACUUUUGAACGGAAUGUCUUUUAUUAGUCCCAGGCUGGUGUUUCUUUUAACAUGUGUAAUGCACACAUUGUGACGUCAAACAACACGUUAAAUAGUUUGUGUGCGGGUUUCUCUCUCAGGGUUGGAGACUCACGAUAAAAACAAUCUUUUGUGAGUUUUUCAUGCUAAAUAGUGCAGGUGUGCCUAAUACUGUGACCAGUGAGCCUCCAUCUACAGGCCAUGUUAAGUCAAUAGCGGCAAAGUUAAGCAAAAGUCAUGUUUUUUUUUAAUCCUUUAUUUCUCUCAGUCCUUUGUCAAAUAUAAUGUGGUGAUGACAACUUAGUCGAACAGCUAGCUAGUGGUUAGAUCUAGGUUUUCUAGGAUGUAUUGUCAGUAGACAAGCCAGGUGUUGAACAGGGUUUCCACAAGUCAUUAAAAAGCAAUGAAAGUAUUUUGCGAAAAUUAAAGCCUUAAAUGGCAUUAAGUACCACGUCCAAAGGCAUUAAAGCCUCACUAGUCUGCAAGCACUGCAAAGUAACAAAAGUUAAGAAGAAAAGCGAUGAAUAUAAAGCCAAUGGGAAUAUUUGAGCCCAUUAAUACGGACGAACUGGCAACAAAACAAUUUAAUUGAAGUGCAAUUUUUGCUAAAAUUGUCAGGUUUUUUAGAUUUACUUAUUUAGAAUUAUUGACCUUCCAAUGACAAUGGUAAAAAAAAUACUACUGUAAUGAAAAAUGUUUGUCUGAAAGGGUUCCUUGCAUUAUUAUCGUAUGUUUACAUUAGUGCUUGAUUUGGCCACAGUUAAUGUAAACUUUUCAACAUUAUCAUUGUCAAAUUCUUACAAUUCUGUAUACAGGCAAUUGUACUGUAUUAUUUUGACCAUUGACCAGUAGGACAUGGGCAUUAAAUUUCCUUUAAAAGCAUUACAUUAGAUACCUGCAGAAACCCUGUUGAACGCCAAAGGACUAGGAUGUGUUCUUUCGACCCCCUCUAGGACCACUGAUGUUUUAAUGAGUAUCAGUUGUUACCAUGUAUGGAAAGUUACCAGCUACUUUGUAAAUAGAUGCCAGCGUGGAAAGCAAAUCUGUUGUUGAUGAAGAGCUGCUUGUGAUUUCUUGCAAAACGCUCAGUAAUUAACAGUCUGGUCAAGGAGAGGACCAGAACAGCAACUUUAUAAGUAACCAACGAUUCUAUUGACAAACAACAGAGCUUAAAGCAUGUUUUAUUGAAAGAUGCCGACAAACUGGUGCUUGGUGCGUUUAAUAAGACUUGCCUUUAUUGUCCCGUUUUAAGAUAUGGUGUGUGCCAGGAGUCUGUCCUAUGACCACUAUUAUUUAGAAACAGUAUAUCAAUACACAUCAACCUUAUUACCGCAGUUUGACUUAAUGUUGAUAUUUUUUAUAUUUACAGUCUGAGGUGCACAUUAAAGAACUUUUUGGUGCCUUGCCCGAUUGGCUCAAACUCAGGCGUACUUAGUGAGUGAAAUAGACCUGUCCCAAUUUCUGUAUCUUAUGGUCUCCCAUUCCGUCCUUUUACCAAAAUCCUGUUGAUCCACUUUUUACCCCCUGUUCUAAAAGACCUGCAAUAAUGAGGGUGAAAUGUUCUUGUUUUUAAAGAUAUUUAUAGAAUUAGACAAUGUUUUGCUAGAAACCAAUUUGAGAGUUUUGGAUGAUGCUUAAAGAUGUUUUAGGACACAGAAGAUUGUACAUGUGUCCCUUUGACAAACAUUUUAUAUAUGCUAAAUUAUUCUUGUUCUCUUGCUUCUUCAAAGUGUAUUGUGCUGCAUGUUUUUUCCAGAGCGUCCCUCCUGCCUAAAUAAAUAUGCUGUUGAUAGAU
This is a messenger RNA of Entelurus aequoreus (snake pipefish), 3036 nucleotides long. It is a transcript of the gene mlx, whose product is annotated as MAX dimerization protein MLX. Gene Ontology annotation, cellular component: nucleus. The transcript is spliced from 8 exons. The record is from RefSeq and is a predicted model, not a curated record. Lineage: Eukaryota; Metazoa; Chordata; Actinopteri; Syngnathiformes; Syngnathidae. Gene Ontology annotation, biological process: regulation of transcription by RNA polymerase II. Gene Ontology annotation, molecular function: protein dimerization activity; RNA polymerase II cis-regulatory region sequence-specific DNA binding; DNA-binding transcription factor activity, RNA polymerase II-specific. Bases 134 to 1057 code for a protein of 307 amino acids.